Molecule: messenger RNA, 762 nt
Organism: Ilex paraguariensis (yerba mate)
Lineage: Eukaryota; Viridiplantae; Streptophyta; Magnoliopsida; Aquifoliales; Aquifoliaceae
Source: the annotation of a GenBank genome assembly
AUGGGUUAUUAUCAGCUAGCUGGGUCGCCUUUUUGUCAAGACUCUCUCAAGGUUCUCGAGGCUGAUAUUGAGCAUGCCAAUAUGCUGGCAGCUUCAGUUCCGAUAGGCAAAGGAGGUGCAUGUCUUCAAAUAAAAUUGGUCUACAAUCCUUUGGCACCUAUAGUUUUGUUUUUGCUACAAUGGAUGGAUCGCUCAUGUACAUGCUUACUUCCAAGUUAUACGAACCUAUUCCACAUAGUUGUAUGCCAGGUGUGCCGUGAUGGUGAGACAAUGUUUACUUCACAUGGAAGGAAAGCAUCGAUUACAGAAUUCUAUGCUGUCAUACUACCAUCUCUUCAGCGUCUUCAUGAUAACGCAUCAAAGCUCGAGAUUUACCAAGAUGAAGGUCAAGGCUGGGAGAUGGUUGUCAGGAAGAAACUAAAUGACGAGCGAAAGCAUUCAAACUCUGACAUGGAGAGAGAUGAUGAAUGUGGGAUCUGCUUAGAGCCCUGCACCAAAAUGGUUCUGCCCAAAUGUUGUCAUGCAAUGUGCAUCAAUUGCUAUCGUGACUGGAGCAUGAAGUCGGAGUCGUGCCCAUUUUGCCGGGGUAGUUUGAAGAGAGUGAAAUCAGGGGACUUGUGGGUUCUCACAUGCAAUGAGGAUGUGGUUGAUCAAGAGACAGUGUCAAGGGAGGACAUGUUGCGGUUCUAUCUCUACAUAAACAGCCUGCCUAAAGAUAUUCCCGAUGCUGUUUCCUUACUCUAUUAUGAGGAUUUAAUCUGA